Molecule: messenger RNA, 3090 nt
Organism: Phytophthora nicotianae INRA-310
Lineage: Eukaryota; Oomycota; Peronosporomycetes; Peronosporales; Peronosporaceae
Exons: 1
Coding region: 279-2771 (830 amino acids)
Source: RefSeq, a predicted model, not a curated record
UUUUGAAGCCACGAGGCAGAAGACGCACCAGAUGGCGCUCAAUCGGCACGUCGUCAGCAAGAUGAACGAGGACAAAUGCCGCCCCACUAUCCUAUCCCGUUUCACACGUAGCGCAGCAAUAGCAGCGCCUCGCCGCCCCAUCCCGUCAGACUACCAGAACACCGCCGCUUCAUCAGUAAGACCUCACCUCAUAACCGGGAAAGUCUCUUGAGCAGCGGAUUGGUACUGAGGUCGCUAAGGAGAGCCUUCAAGUGACCUCCAAGUGCUACGCAUUAAAAAUGCACGACCAAGUCGCACAUCACGAUAUUAGAGCUGGUUCGCAGGCCGCACGAUGCCGCUUCCCCGAGCUACGCAUGGAUGGUAAAGACACCAUUAUGUUUACAGCAGAUACCAAGGCGUCUCGUGAAAGGCUGCAGAUUGAAAACCUGUUGGAGCUUCCAUGGAGUGGGUGGGCUUUUGUCUACGCCUACGUGCUCUUCAUCUUCUCGUUCAGUCGAUUCGCAACGCUUAAGGCAUUGAUCACGAUGUACGGCAGUCCUGAUGACUACGCAUUCAAAGUCAAGGCUGCGGUGAUAACCCUCGGAUUCUUGGAAGAUCUCGUGUGUGCGACCUUCUUUGUGUGUGUUUUGUGGCUGUUUGAUACUUUCAAGAGCUCAAUUAUUCAACGGGUCGAGCAAAAGAAUGGAGUGUCGACCACAAAUAUGGGGAAUAUCGCGACGUUUACGGGAUCGUGGCUUCUUUUCUUCGUCAUGAUAGUGCCGUUUGCCUCCGAUAUGCUUCUUGUGCUCAACCGAGAGAUGCGAUUCACGUUUGACGUCCUUGCCGCUAUGAUCCGGGAGAGAGAUCAUCUUUCCAAAGCCCCGCUGGAACCUGAAGAGGCUCAGAGAAGUUACGUAACUGCGGUGCUUGUCGUGACUUGCACUACGCUCUUCGCACUGAUUCGCAUGCGAGCAAGUUGGACUGACUUAACUCGCUGGAACCCCACACAUCUGCUGCUGAGACCUACACGACAACGUGUUGUCAAGCAGAACGACAAGGACGCAGUAAAAAUUGUCGAGUACGAAGAACUUUCCCUUGAAGAUGGUAUUGAGACCACAAAUUCCAGGGAAGAGGCUGCAUAUUCCUCAAAGCGCUUCAUGUACCAAGUCCUACAACGCCGCUGUGGGGUUAUUCUCGUUUUCCUGGGUCUUGUACUCUUACCAGCUCUAGUCUUAGCGGUAAGCAAAAUCUGUUCGCCUUUAGUGGCGUACUCAGCGUUAAACACACCGCUGAACGAGCUACUUGGCAACGUAUUUUCGCCCACACUGAAGGAAAGCACACUUCAAAAUGCAGAAGAAGUGGAGACGUUUAUUCAUCCGACUGAGCAGCACAAGCUAUUGGCUACCAACUCGCUGUAUCGACGGACGACUGGCUUUUCCGGAGAUCUGGCUUUCAAUGUCAGUACUACACCUAAUAACCCUCCUAAUGUUCUGGUUAUUGGAAUUGAGUCUUUCCGGUAUCAGGACUCUCGCUAUCUCAUCGGUGAAAGGGACCCCUCUAAUCUUUACAAUGGCUUGAACACCUCAGUUACUCCCAAUUUCGACAGGUGGGCUAAGCGUGGCGUCGCGUUCCGCAAUAUGUGGUCAAGUCUACCUACAAGUAGAUCAGUGGAGAGUCUCCUGUUCGCACAGGUUCCUUACGAUAGUACAGUGAAAACCGGUACUUCUGGAGGCUGGACGGACACGAAGCUAUAUGGUUUACCGCAAUUUUUCACUGCCAAGGGCUACGAAACGUUCUUCACUACUGGAUGUGCGACUACAUUUGAUGGUUGGGACUCGUUCCUCCCCACUCAUGGAUACGAAACUGUGUGGAGCAACUUGAAUAUGAUCGAGUUAGCAAAGAACGAGAUGGGGAUUACAAAGGACCAGUGGUUUGGUCCGGAGCAUCGUGGAUUCCAGUGGGGAGUUCACGACGACAUUAGCUUCAAAUUUCUAGGCGAUUUACUCGUGAACAAGACAAAAGAGCAGAGCGAGAGAAUGGCUAAUGGUGAGAAGAAAAAGCCGCUGUUUCUUACGCACUAUACCAUCUCUAGCCAUGCACCGUUCGACUCAGCGCCGACAUGGUACACGGAGUUGCAGAAGCCUGAUUUUUCACCACUGUAUAAAGGAAAAAACCACGAAGCUGCUAUCAAACGGUACUUGGAGCUGAGGCAUUUCACGGACAUGGAGCUAGGACGGUUCUUAGACCGCAUGUCUGCCGAGGGUAUUCUUAACGAUACCAUUGUCGUCAUCAUGGGUGAUCAUGGUCAAGCACCUGAGGCAGAUUUGUGGAACAUCCACGAGGACUCUGUAAGACGCGUGGCUUCGGCUAUCGUCGCUGAGGGGCGACUGGGUAGGGCGGAAGGACUUAUAGUUGAUGACGCUGCCGAGCAGUACGACAUCCUCAAUACGUUAGCGGAUAUCACAGGUGUACCAGACGGAGGGUUCUUGCAACAUGGAGUUGGACGUUCACUGAAGCGGAGAAUCUCUUUUGGCGAACGGGUUGUAUUUGCCAAUGACCCUGGUUACAAAAUGUCGAUCGUACGCGGCCACCAACGUCUUCGUUACGACAGCGUGAUGGACUCGAUGUUUCUCCACGAUACUGAGGCUGAUCACUAUAUCGAAAAAGAUUUGUUCCCAGAGCUUUCCCCUGAAGAGCAAGCAGAAUGGGAGAGAUGGCGCGAUAACGGACGAAAGAUCACAACUUACUACAAGAAGCGGUGGGACGACAAGUGCUUUGCGAUCAAUUGUUAGAGAAUGCAUGCAGACCAAGAAGUAUUAUUGAACGCCAUGGUUUUGGUGACUUUCUGAUUACGAAACUGUUCAAGUUGGUACUUUGAUUCUCCUCCAAUCACACUUGUUCGCAGUUCGUAACGAAGUGGAGAACUGUCGUUUGUCGCCGAUUGGCAUUCACAAACCGUAUUUGUACCGCUUUUUCUUACAAAAGCCAAAUCAGCAAUACAAAACUAAGUCAAGUAUACAAACACAAAGUGAACAGUUUUAGUAUCUAGCUAAUAAAAGGCACGAAAGCAUUACACAGGGUUUACACUAAUUCCAAAAUACCGGUUUUCCA